CACCCUCUCCCUCUAUCUUAAGACUCCCUUGGCCUCCUCCGGGUGGCUCUUCUUUGGUGCACAACGCCACCCUUCCCUUCUCUUCUUUGCUGUCUCUCGUCAGGUUCCUUCUUUCUGGGUGAACCUCUCGUAUUAUUUGGCCAUCGGAAGAGAGAGGUGGUGCGGAGGGAUGGGUCCGCAGCCCUGGACAGGGGUUGAGCGGAGGAGCAACCACAUCCCCGUCAAGCUCUUCGCCCUCGUGCUCCUCGUCUACCUCACCUUCCGCAUCCUCUUCUCCGGCUUCGUCGUGCUCCUGCCCGUGCCGGAGUCGCCCGCGGUCCCGGUGGACAGAUCGGACUCGAGGGAGGUGGCCGUCGGCGUCGUCUCGGACGCGAAGCCUCGCAAAGAUAAGUGUAAUCUUUUUACUGGGGAGUGGAUUCCAAAUCCUUCAGGACCAGCAUAUACCAACGAAAGCUGCCGAUUUAUAGAAUCUCCUCAGAAUUGUAUGAAGAAUGGGCGUCCUGAUAUGGGAUAUCUAUUUUGGAGAUGGAAACCACACGGUUGUGAUGUUCCUCCUUUCAAUGCCCAGAAAUUUAUGGAAGUUAUGCGGAACAAAACUUGGGCGCUAAUUGGUGAUUCAAUUCUUCGCAACCAUGCACAGUCAUUGAUUUGUCUCCUUUCGAAGGCUGAAGAUGCUGUUGAGAUCUAUCAUGACGAACAAUACAAAUCGAGAACGUGGCGCUUUCCUUCCCACAACUUCACCAUCUCACUCAUCUGGAGCCCGUUCCUGAUUAAAGCAGAGAUUUUUGAAAAUGAUGAUGGUGAGUCAAAAUCUGAAAACCGGCUCCAUCUUGACACCCUCGAUGACAACUGGACAAGUCAGUAUACCAGCUUUGACUACAUGGUCGUAUCGGGCGGGCAAUGGUUUUUGAAAACUGCAGUCUAUAUGGAGAAUAACACAGUUGUUGGCUGCCACUACUGCCCCAAGCUGAACUUAUCAGAACUCGGUUACGAGUAUGCUUAUAGUAAAACCCUCAAUUCGGUCUUCCAUUUUGUCGCUACUUCUGAGCACAAGCCGAUUGUUAUUUAUAGGACAUGGGCGCCAGACCACUUUGAAUAUGGUGAGUGGUUCAGUGGUGGUGUUUGUAACAGGACCGCACCAUACAAGGCAGGGGAGUUUGAUGGCAGAGAAGUGGACCGUGUGAUGCGAAAAAUUGAGCUAGAGGAGUUCAACAGAGCGGUGGCACUCGAUGGAACAGAGAAUGCGGCACACCUCAAACUCCUGGACACUUUCCAACUCUCUUUGCUAAGGCCUGAUGCCCAUUCAGGACCUUACAGGAGAUUCCAUCCGUUUGAGAAGGAUAAGAAUGCGAAAGUUCAGAAUGAUUGCCUGCAUUGGUGCUUGCCUGGCGCAAUCGAUGCUUGGAACGACUUGAUAAUGAAGCUUACAUUGGAUGAAUGAUCUCGGUUACAGAUUUUUCGAAGCCCAUAUCCCUGCUGAGAUUGAUUUAUUUUGGACAGCCAACGGCGAGAUUGUCGAACAGCUGCACCGUUCCACUGCAGAUGAUUUAGUAUGGUAGGCUGUUAUUAGGUUUAGAUUGUAAAUCUUGGUUCAUGAGAGUCUUAAAUUGGCUUGUCAUGAUUUUUUUUAGACAUUCUUUUGAUAUCAUAAGAUAUAUGCUUACUGUGGUGUGCUUGAAAAGAAAGUUGCAAGUCCAACUACUCUGAUGUGUAUUCUCUUAGUUAUUUUCUCUCUUCUC
This is a messenger RNA of Musa acuminata subsp. malaccensis (wild Malaysian banana), 1739 nucleotides long. Its product is annotated as protein trichome birefringence-like 25. Gene Ontology annotation, molecular function: O-acetyltransferase activity. Gene Ontology annotation, cellular component: Golgi apparatus. NCBI's taxonomy places the organism in Eukaryota, Viridiplantae, Streptophyta, Magnoliopsida, Zingiberales, Musaceae. The record is from RefSeq and is a predicted model, not a curated record.